This is a messenger RNA of Nerophis lumbriciformis (worm pipefish), 1899 nucleotides long. RefSeq names its product tubulin, alpha 8 like 2 (gene tuba8l2). The record is from RefSeq and is a predicted model, not a curated record. Gene Ontology annotation, cellular component: microtubule. Gene Ontology annotation, biological process: microtubule-based process. Gene Ontology annotation, molecular function: structural constituent of cytoskeleton; GTP binding. Lineage: Eukaryota; Metazoa; Chordata; Actinopteri; Syngnathiformes; Syngnathidae.
CAACCAGAGGCCCUCGCGGCACCGAUGUUUUUGACGAGGGCGUCGAAUUCCCCUAAUACACAGGAUAAGUGCCUCAGUAAAUCAACGUCCUUGUGCGAACGGCGCCCUGUUAGAAAGUAACCUGCUCAGGUACAAAGGAAGUCAACUCGCCUUUUAGCAAAGACUUUUAUUUUGCCACCGAAAACUCAUCUUGCUCUCAUACAAACAAGAAGACUGCACGGAGGACAGAUUUGAGCCUGUACCUGUGCACUUGGAAGACCACGACCGCCUUGUUUCAGCCAGUCAGAGAGAUUACUCUGCUACUUCCCCUUUUCAGUCUCAUCUCUCUCAGCUUCAGGAAAAAUGCGUGAGUGUAUCUCCGUGCACAUUGGCCAGGCCGGUGUCCAGAUCGGCAACGCCUGCUGGGAGCUGUACUGCCUGGAGCAUGGGAUCCAGCCUGACGGCCAGAUGCCCAGCGACAAGACCAUCGGUGGUGGCGACGACUCCUUCAACACCUUCUUCAGUGAGACAGGAGCUGGAAAACAUGUGCCCAGAGCCGUGUUUGUGGACCUGGAGCCCACUGUCAUUGACGAGGUCCGCACAGGAACCUACCGCCAGCUGUUCCACCCCGAGCAGCUGAUCACCGGCAAGGAGGACGCCGCUAACAACUACGCACGUGGACAUUACACCAUCGGCAAGGAGAUCAUCGACCUGGUGCUGGACAGAAUCCGCAAACUGGCUGACCAGUGCACGGGUCUCCAGGGGUUCCUGGUGUUCCACAGCUUCGGUGGCGGCACCGGGUCUGGGUUCACCUCUCUCUUGAUGGAACGUCUGUCUGUGGACUACGGCAAGAAGUCCAAGCUGGAGUUUGCCGUCUACCCAGCGCCACAGGUCUCCACUGCCGUGGUGGAGCCCUACAACUCCAUCCUGACCACACACACCACCCUGGAGCACUCGGACUGUGCCUUCAUGGUGGACAACGAGGCCAUCUACGAUAUCUGCCGCAGGAACCUGGACAUCGAGCGUCCUACUUACACUAAUCUGAACAGGCUGAUGGGUCAGAUUGUGUCCUCCAUUACUGCUUCCCUUCGGUUUGACGGCGCCCUGAAUGUCGAUCUGUCAGAGUUCCAGACCAACUUGGUUCCAUAUCCCCGCAUCCACUUCCCUCUCGCCACCUACGCUCCCAUCAUCUCCGCGGAAAAGGCCUACCACGAACAGUUAACUGUGGCGGAAAUCACAAAUGCCUGCUUUGAGCCCGCCAAUCAAAUGGUGAAAUGCGACCCCCGUCACGGAAAGUACAUGGCGUGUUGCCUUUUGUACCGCGGCGACGUGGUGCCUAAAGAUGUCAACGCUGCAAUCGGCACCAUCAAAAACAAGCGCACCAUCCAGUUUGUGGACUGGUGCCCGACCGGCUUCAAGGUGGGCAUCAACUACCAGCCGCCCACCGUGGUCCCUGGUGGAGAUCUCGCCAAGGUCCAGAGGGCCGUGUGCAUGCUGAGCAACACCACCGCGGUGGCGGAGGCCUGGGCUCGGCUCGACCACAAGUUUGACCUCAUGUAUGCCAAGCGAGCCUUUGUCCACUGGUACGUGGGUGAGGGGAUGGAGGAGGGAGAGUUCUCCGAGGCCAGGGAGGACAUGGCGGCUCUGGAGAAGGAUUACGAAGAGGUCGGUGCUGACUCCAUUGACGACCAGGGAGAGGAAGGGGAGGAAUACUAAAGAGCCACCACACAAAUCUGUUGGUACAAAUUUAACAGUUCAGUUAUUAUGGAUGAAAUCAGUUUUCUGUUUAAUUUUAAACAUUCUUGUACUAAAUGAAUGCAUUGCAGUGAAUAGUACAAUGCAGUAGUAUUGCUGUGAUGUGGAUGUGUAAUGCGCAUGCAUAUUUACAAAAUCACAAUGGAAUAAAGUUCAUCAAAUUAA